CAAUAUUGCAUUGUUCCCCACAGGCCGCGACCUGUUUAUGACCGGGAUGUGCAUUUCCUCCGAGAUCAUCGUGGUGUCAGAGAAUAUCCGUAGAGCGGAUGUUAGUGGGCCUAACGCCGCAUUACUGUGCCCAAGCCUCUAUCUCAGCCUUGAGGCACGGGCUCGUACGCUUUCGCAGCCUUGCCAGGACAGGAAAUGUAGGCUAGAGAAGACCGGGGAAGAUGCACCUGUUCCUGUAUUAGAGGGAAGUUUGAGCAAGGCUGAGGAGGUGGGAUCGUCGGUCGGGGACCCAACGGGGUCCUUCGGUGUCCUUCGCUGGGUGGACUGGAUAUGAAAGAGCCUUGUAGGCUGCUGAUACCACCAGUGAUGCACAGCAGCUUGGCGAGCCGUCCAACCUUAGCGACCGACAGCCUUGUUCUCGUCUUGUUCUGACCGUUGUCCUAAGGCCACUUCCUGCAUGCAUAUGUUCCAGCUUACAAAUAUCUGCCUGCAAGUGGUCCCGACGAAUCGAUAUUUUCUA
This is a messenger RNA of Suhomyces tanzawaensis NRRL Y-17324, 520 nucleotides long. RefSeq lists its product as uncharacterized. NCBI's taxonomy places the organism in Eukaryota, Fungi, Ascomycota, Pichiomycetes, Serinales, Debaryomycetaceae. The coding region runs from base 47 to 334 and encodes 95 amino acids. The transcript has a single exon. The record is from RefSeq and is a predicted model, not a curated record.